Stylonychia lemnae is the source of this 1260-nucleotide messenger RNA. NCBI's taxonomy places the organism in Eukaryota, Ciliophora, Spirotrichea, Sporadotrichida, Oxytrichidae. The record is from the annotation of a GenBank genome assembly.
AUGGUAGAAAGAAAAUUAAAAGCUAGAUUUUUUGAUGAAAGCAACUUUAUUUAACUAUUCUUAAGAGGAUAUGAAACUUAAACCAUCUUUUUCGGGAAAGAAUAUGAGUUCGAAGAAACAGAGACUACAGUUUUAGAUGUCAAAACUGAGAUUCAUGAGAGACUUCGAAUACCCUUAGAUAAAUUUUUGUUGCUUUAUCAGAAUUAAGUGCUUGAUGGGGAAAAUGAAAAUAAAACUCUCAGAUAAUGUGGAAUAAGUGAUAAUAGUACAAUUUAUAUGUGCUUAAAAUUGUUGGGUGGGGCUAGACUUAGUUUUUACAUCAUUCUACUCAAUGAUGAAAUAAAGCAAGUUUACAUAGAUUCAAAACUUAAGGUAGCUGAACUUAAAACUAAAAUAGCUUAAUCUAAAAAGGUCCCAGAAUUGAGAAGAGCUAAACUAACAAUUGAAGAUAUAGAAUUAGAUGAUAAUUUGACAUUUGAGCAACUAGGCAUAUAAGAUGACAGCGUGAUAGCUUAUGAAGAAGUAACUUUAUUCGAUGUUGAUGGAGUUUCUGUAUCAUUCGCACCAGAUAUGAUAAGCUAUGAUGAUAGUCAGGAAGCCCGAGCGGAAAUGCCAUGUGGGCAUUUCAUUUCAAAGGAUUCUAUGGCUUCAUACUUGAUUAGCGAAGCAAUGGAUUCUAAACUAUCAAUACAUUGCCCAGGUGUAGAUAUGCAAAACAAAAAGUGUGGAGCAGAAUGGGAUAUUAAUCUUUGCAAAAAAAUAGCAAUGCUCACUCGAGAAGAAAACGACAAGCUUGAAGCUACUAUGGCUAAAACCUUAUUCUAUUAAUAAAUAGAUGGAAGGGAGUGUCCGUUUUGCAAAACAUUCUAUAUAAGGUAAAAAGGUAGCAAGAACAUCAGAAUGAACUGCCCUGUUUGCAAAAGUAAAGGUAAGAGUUCAGAGUUUUGCUAUCUAUGCCUGCGAAAGUGGUAGAAAAAAGAAGGAGUAGGAGAGGGAUAUUGUGGGCAUGAUCAGUGUUCAGGCUCAUUUAAAGAAGUAUCAAUCUUAUAAGUCUGUGGAGUAAUAAAUAUUUAAGGAGUUGGUUAGGUGCCAAGCAUUCGUGCUUGCACUGUGUGCUUUGCUUUGAUUGAGCACAACCAAGGCUGCAAACAUAUGACUUGCAAAAACAAACAUGAAUUUUGUUUUAUUUGUCUAAAUCCAUGGAGAGGUCAUAAUAAUAGUACUUGUGCGGUAGCACCUAGAUAAGUCUUAUAACAGUGA